This is a messenger RNA of Anas platyrhynchos (mallard), 3770 nucleotides long. It is a transcript of the gene UBE4A, whose product is annotated as ubiquitination factor E4A. Gene Ontology annotation, molecular function: ubiquitin-ubiquitin ligase activity. Lineage: Eukaryota; Metazoa; Chordata; Aves; Anseriformes; Anatidae. Gene Ontology annotation, biological process: ERAD pathway; protein polyubiquitination; ubiquitin-dependent protein catabolic process. Gene Ontology annotation, cellular component: cytoplasm; nucleus; ubiquitin ligase complex. The record is from RefSeq and is a predicted model, not a curated record.
AUGACGGACCGGGAGAACAACAACAGCAUCUCCGCCAACCCCUUCGCCGCCCUCUUCAGCUCGCUGGCCGACGCCAGGCAGUUCGCAGCCGGACAGAAGCAGCAGCCGAGGCCGCUGGCAGGUGAGGAGACCUCGGCCAGCCAGGAUGACUCCGACAACAGCGUCUCCGAGAGCCUGGAUGACUGCGACUACUCCGUGGCGGAGAUCAGCCGCUCGUUCCGCUCACAGCGGGAGCUGUGCGAGCAGCUCAACAUCAACCACAUGAUCCAGAGGAUCUUCCUCAUCACCCUCGAUAACAGUGAUCCCAGCAUGAAAAGUGGAAAUGGGAUUCCAGCUCGCUGUGUGUAUUUGGAAGAAAUGGCUGCAGAUCUGGAUGACCAGGACUGGCUGGACAUGGAAAACAUCGAGCAGGCACUGUUCACCCGCUUGCUGCUGCAGGAGCCUGGAAACCACCUGAUUUACAUGACCUCUGCCAGCACACAGAACCUCUCUGCAGAUCGGGACGCGGGGGAGAAACAAAUUCUACGCUACCUCUAUGCCUGUUUCCAGAGGGCAAGAGAAGAGAUAACCAAGGUUCCAGAGAACUUGCUGCCCUUUGCUGUGCGCUGCCGAAAUCUGACUGUGUCAAAUGCUCACACUGUUCUCCUUACCCCAGAGAUUUAUGUCAACCAGAAUGUGUAUGAGCAGCUGGUGGACCUGAUGCUGGAGGCACUGAGAGGGGCACAUUUUGAAGACAUGACUGAGUUUCUCGAGGAGGUCAUAGAAGCCUUAACAAUGGAUGAGGAAGUGCGGACAUUUGGGGAAGUCAUGAUUCCAGUCUUCGAUAUUUUACUGGGCAGGAUCAAGGACUUGGACCUUUGUCAGAUCCUGCUCUACACCUACCUAGAUAUGCUCCUCUACUUCACAAAGCAGAAAGAUAUAGCCAAGGUAUUUGCAGGCUAUAUUCAGCCCAAGGAUCCUAACAAUGGACAGAUGUAUCAGAAGACUUUGUUAGGCGUCAUUUUAAAUAUCUCCUGUUUGCUAAAGACUCCUGGUGUAGUAGAGAAUCACGGCUACUUCUUGAAUCCAUCCCGAUCCAGUCCACAAGAGAUCAAGGUGCAGGAAUCCAACAUCCAUCAGUUUAUGGCCCAAUUCCACGAGAAGAUCUACCAGAUGCUCAAGAACCUGUUACAGUUGUCUCCAGAAACAAAGCACAGGAUUUUGUCCUGGCUGGGAAACUGUCUCCAUGCUAAUGCAGGCCGUACCAAAAUUUGGGCUAAUCAGAUGCCAGAGAUCUUCUUCCAGAUGUAUGCCUCAGAUGCCUUCUUCCUGAAUUUGGGAGCUGCACUCCUGAAGCUGUGUCAGCCCUUCUGCAAACCAAAAUCUCCUAAGCUGCUAACCUUUAAUCCUACUUACUGUGCCCUAAAGGAGCUGAAUGAAGAGGAGAGGAGGAGUAAGAAUGUACAUAUGAAAGGUUUAGAGAAAGAGACGUGUUUGAUACCUGCUGUGACUGAGCAAGAGCCAGAGUUUGCAAACAGCUACAAUCUGGUGACAGAAAACCUGGUCCUAACACAAUACACCCUUCACUUAGGAUUUCACAGGUUGCAUGACCAGAUGGUAAAGAUAAACCAAAGCCUUCACCGCCUGCAAGUAGCAUGGCGAGAAGCUCAGCAGAGUUCUAGCCCUGCUGCUGACAGCCUCAGGGAGCAGUUUGAACGCCUGAUGACCAUCUAUCUCUCCACAAAGACAGCGAUGACAGAGCCACAGAUGCUGCAGAACUGCCUGAAUCUGCAGGUGUCCAUGGCAGUUCUUCUGGUGCAGCUGGCAAUAGGAAACCAAGGGACUGAGCCUCUAGAGCUGACGUUCCCAUUGCCAGGGGUGGAAAACAGUGCAUUGGCCUACGUACCAGAAUUCUUCGCAGAUAAUUUGGGCGACUUCUUCAUUUUCCUGCGACGCUUUGCUGAUGACAUUUUGGAGACUUCUGCCGAUUCUCUGGAACACAUCCUCCACUUUGUUACUGUUUUCAUGGGUGAUGUGGAGAGAAUGAAAAAUCCUCAUCUGCGAGCCAAGCUGGCAGAAGUGCUGGAAGCCGUGAUGCCUCAUUUAGAUCAGGUCCAAAAUCCACUCGUCUCCAGUGUGUUUCAUCGCAAGCGAGUAUUCUGCUCUUACCAGCAUGCUGCCCAUCUUGCUGAGGCACUUAUUAAAGUCUUUGUGGAUAUCGAGUUUACUGGUGACCCACAUCAGUUUGAACAGAAAUUUAAUUACCGACGUCCAAUGUACCCCAUCCUGAGAUACAUGUGGGGCACAGAUUCAUACCGACAGAGCAUAAAGGCUUUGGCUGAUUAUGCCUCAGAGAACCUAGAGGCAAUGAAUCCCCCUCUCUUCUUGCGCUUCCUUAAUUUGCUUAUGAACGAUGCCAUUUUCCUGUUGGAUGAAGCCAUACAGUACCUCAGUAAGAUUAAAGUUCAGCAGAUAGAGAAGGACCGCGGUGAGUGGGACAGCCUGUCCCAGGAGGCUCGUCGGGAGAAGGAGUCAAGCCUGCAGAUGUUUGGUCAGCUGGCUCGCUUCCAUAACAUCAUGUCCAAUGAAACCAUCGGGACUCUGGCCUUCCUGACCUCAGAAAUUAAGUCCCUGUUUGUGCAUCCUUUUCUUGCUGAGCGCAUCAUCUCCAUGCUAAACUAUUUUCUUCAACACCUGGUUGGCCCUAAAAUGGGAGCUUUGAAAGUCAAGGAUUUCAGCGAGUUUGACUUCAAACCGCAACAGCUAGUUUCUGACAUCUGUACGAUCUACCUGAACCUUGGGGAUGAAGAAAAUUUCUGUGCCACUGUACCCAAGGAUGGACGUUCCUAUUCACCAACGCUCUUUGCCCAGACAGUAAGGGUUCUGAAGAAAAUCAAUAAGCCUGGCAAUAUGAUCGUGGCUUUCAGUAACCUGGCUGAGAGGAUCAAGUCUCUUGCAGACCGUCAGCAGCAAGAAGAGGAGACAUACGCAGACGCCUGUGACGAGUUCCUGGAUCCUAUCAUGAGCACUCUGAUGUCUGACCCGGUAAUACUGCCAUCGUCCCGUGUCACCGUGGAUAGGUCAACCAUAGCCCGGCACUUGCUCAGUGAUCAGACGGAUCCUUUUAAUCGGAGCCCCCUCACGAUGGACCAGAUUAGACCAAACACGGAGCUGAAAGAAAAGAUCCAGCAAUGGCUUGCGGAGAGGAAAAAGCAGAAGGAGGACUUGGAGGACACACUGAAUUGAGAACAAAGUUCUACAUCCCCAGACAUGCAAUCAGUCAGUUGGCAGGACAAUUGUCUUUUAAGGGUGGUGGUGGGUGCUCCAGAGCAUCUGUGAAACUUGCCACAGUGAAUGAAGAACGCAUCCAGUGCAUUGCGCCACGUCUGGAAUCUCUCCUAGUACCUGCUCUUUUAUCCCUUACUCUGUCUUUCCUUUCAAGACUUACUGUUUAAUACUAAGAAUUUCCACUGCACUACAGCUUCCUAGCCUCUGCAUCCUGGGAAGAUUCAGCCUCUUCUGAUUGUCCUGGUGCCCUGGCCCUCUAUUCACUGCUCUUUGUGUUGGCUGUUUCUAAUGGCCGCGUGACCUUUCCUUUGCUCCCCCACCCUCUGUCCUGUUGUUUAGCCUAUGUAAUCAUGCUCAAUGUCAAAAGGAUGCCUCUGCAUCUGCAGCAGCUCUCACCUGGAGAUGUGGGAAAGGACAGUUCCGCGUGUUUGUACAGGCUGAGCGCGUGCCAGGGCUUCUUUUUCAAGUGAUACAGAGGAACAAGGGGUGAUGAUAAAUAGGAA